Molecule: messenger RNA, 1703 nt
Organism: Trematosphaeria pertusa
Lineage: Eukaryota; Fungi; Ascomycota; Dothideomycetes; Pleosporales; Trematosphaeriaceae
Exons: 1
Coding region: 292-1605 (437 amino acids)
Molecular function (GO): DNA binding
Source: RefSeq, a predicted model, not a curated record
AACGAUUACGAGCUGAACGGCUUUUUCGAUGGCACCACGGUAGCUGACGCACCGAGAAAUGCUGAGUUCGCCGACUGGAUUGCAGCCGGGGGCUUUUCGUUCAGCGAUGAAGAGUUAGGUGCUUCUGCGGGUGAUAUCGUGGGCGGGGUGGGAGCGAACACAAGUACGACGCUGUGAGUUGCCCUAGCUGAGCGGCCACACGUUCUCCUUCAUGAUCAGUAACAGCCCGUUUUGGCACUCCGCCCUCUUCAUCUUAUCUGCGGUGAGAAGAGAUGCGUCCGCAUUCCCGACAUGCCAACUUGUCAAAGCUACCCAGCCUGCCUUGGCCGCGCCUUCCUCGUCUUGCUACCGCGCUUGCUCGUGCUGACGAUGUUUAGCCCACUGGCUACGACGAGCGCGUUCCUAGCGCAACAUCCUGUCUUCUCCUCGGAUCAAGCCGCCGAGCUCGGUAGCUCAGGUUUUCUGGCCAACGGCGUACCGCUUGAGCCUGGUGACGUCCCUUUGAUGGACGUUUUGUGGCCAGAGCUCGCAGCACAAGCUUUUGCUUCCGAGCAGUGGGAUGCUCCUCUUCCACUGGACGUAGCCGACAGUAGCCUCCCGCCGAGGGCUAUAGUGGCUUCCGCUCCGGUUCCUUCGCUUGAAGAAGACGACGAAGACAGCGGGAGAAAGAAGAGACGACGGAUCCCGCCUAAUGCUAAGAAGCUUCUUGAAGAAUGUUUUGAGCACCACAGAGAGGAUCCUUACGUCCCGCAGGAACAAAUCGAGGAUUUGGCCUCCCGCACAGGCCUGUCGAUUCGCCAAGUUCGCACAUUCUUCGCCAACGCAAGAGCUCGAAAGCUACCCAAAGUAUCCAGUCCCCAAUCUCCGUCAUCGCCUCGAAAGGCUUCGAAGAUGGAUAUUCAACAAACUCAAAGCACGCAACCAGGGCCCAUGGAACGCUUCCUUUCAAGCUCCCCCGAAGACGAGGGCCUCUCCGAAGACGCUGUACGAGAAGCGGCAGUAUCGAUGAAGCCACCUACAGACGCAAGCCCCCGAAGACACUCUAGUAUAACCGACGCCAGGUCAGUCUCCGACAGUGCGCGGAGUUCAGCUUCAAGCUCUUCAGCCGCCAGCGUAGACUCCGUGAACAACCGCGGACCCCGCCGAGGCCGCAAGAGACAGCGCGAACCCACGGCGAAAAUCCUCCCGUCGAUUGAUCGCAAACCCUCCAGCCCCUCGAGGAAAUAUCAGUGCACCUUCUGCACGCUGGACUUCGCGCAGAAGUACGACUGGCGGCGCCACGAAGAGUCGGUCCACUUCCCACAAAAGGAAUGGGUAUGCAUACCAGAUGGGCCCGUGGACGCUUCACGCUGCGUCUUCUGUGACGAGUUGAAUCCGGAUCAAAGACAUUUGGACGCACAUAAGGCCAUCACUUGCUCGGAGACACCCCGUGCUCAGCGUGCGUUCUUACGCAAGGACAAGCUCAUUCAACACAUCAAGCAGGUGCAUGCUUGUCCACCCCCUCAAGGAAUUGGACGAUGGUGUCGGCCCGUUGUGCGCAGAGUCGUCCUUCUUUGCGGUUUCUGUGGUAAGACCUUGCCGGACUGGGCGACAAGAGUCGAGUAAGUGAGCUCAAUUUCCUCCGUGUAACGAUCUCGCUCUAAAUCCGAUGGGACGGAAGCUCUAGGCAACGCAGGAUUCUUUCCACCACCGCUGUCUUUCCG